This is a messenger RNA of Penicillium crustosum, 891 nucleotides long. RefSeq lists its product as uncharacterized. The record is from RefSeq and is a predicted model, not a curated record. The coding region runs from base 1 to 891 and encodes 296 amino acids. NCBI's taxonomy places the organism in Eukaryota, Fungi, Ascomycota, Eurotiomycetes, Eurotiales, Aspergillaceae. Gene Ontology annotation, molecular function: oxidoreductase activity. The transcript has a single exon.
AUGACGACAGCAGCAUUCAGAUACAUCGAUCGAGCUUCAUACGACCCCAACGCCACAGAGCCAUUCAAGAAGCCCUGGGGCAAAGUCGACGGACCAGGCCGGUCCUACCAACUCACAGAAUUGGAACGCAAAGUCGAGGACCUGCGAGGCCAAGAGUCUCAUUACACAACAGACAAUUCCGGCUUCGCCUUAUACAACUCACCGGCGAAAGAGACGGCAUUCACCGACGACGCCAAAGUGCGCGCGGGGUACUACGCAGAAGUAGAAGAGCUACUCCGCAAGAAGCUACCCGGGGUGAAAAAAGUAGCCAUCUUCGACCACACCAUCCGGCGACGGACGCCGGGGUCAGCGCGCAGUCCUGUGCAGCUGGUGCAUGUGGACCAAACGCCCCGAGCUGCCGAGGCGAGAGUGCGUCGCCACCUGCCCGAGGAUGAAGUAGAGGAGCUGUUGAAGGGUCGAUACCAGAUUAUCAAUGUCUGGCGUCCGAUUGAGAAUCCGGCUUCUGAUUUCCCGCUGGCGCUGAUUGAUUGGAGGAGUAUUGCUCCUGAUGAUUUUGUUAAAGUUGAUCUUCUUUAUCCGAAGGAGUGGCAGGAGAAAGGAGAGGUGGCGCCUGAUUCUGAGUCGAUGUUCUCUACGGAGGGAUAUGAGGUCAAGGGGGAGACUUAUGCUAUCGCUCCUAAUGAAGGACAUCGUUUCUUUUACGCUAAGGAUAUGACGCCUGAGGAGGUCAUGUUCAUCAAGUGUUUUGAUUCGAGGAGUCAUACUAUGACUGAGGGGAAGACGGAUAUUGCGCAUGGGUCGGGACAUACUGCUUUCUUUGAUCCGCAGACUCCUGCUGGGUCGCCGGGGAGACAGAGCAUUGAAGUUAGAUGUCUGGUUUUUUACGAAUAA